Molecule: messenger RNA, 1907 nt
Organism: Sinocyclocheilus grahami
Lineage: Eukaryota; Metazoa; Chordata; Actinopteri; Cypriniformes; Cyprinidae
Product: tripartite motif-containing protein 16-like
Exons: 3
Coding region: 1-666 (221 amino acids)
Molecular function (GO): protein binding
Source: RefSeq, a predicted model, not a curated record
AUGUACAGCAAACUGCAAGUGAGAAACACUAGAAUCGUAAGAUCACCACCACCACAGACACAAGAGGAGUUUCUACAGUAUGCAUCAAAACUCACUUUUAAUACCAACUCAGCACAUGAAAGUCUAAUCUUGAGGAAUGAGAACAAGGAGGUGAAGGCCUCGCACCUACUUCAGGACUAUGCUGAACACACUCAGAGAUUUAACUGCAGGGCACAGAUCCUGUGCAACAAAGGUCUGAGAGGGUCCCCUAAAUAUUGGGAAGUAGAGAUUGGCGGGGGCACUUGGGUCUGCAUUGCUGUGUCUUACCAAGGGAUCCGUAGAAAAGGCAAGCAGCGUACACUCUUUGGGAGAAAUGCCCAGUCAUGGGGACUACGCUGUAAACGUGUCCAUAUAGAAUUUUGGCAUGACAAUAAGAUAACAUUUUCGAAGUUUCAAUCAUAUGGCUCCAAAAUAGGAGUGUAUUUGGAUUACAGGGCUGGAAUCUUGGCAUUUUACAAUGUGUCUGACAACAUGAGUCUCAUUUAUAAGCACCAAACUGUUUUUAAAGAGCCUGUUUAUCCUGGAUUCGGACUGGCUGGGAAUGGUUCCUAUGUGAGACUUUGCGAUCCAGUGAAAAAUGAGACCAAAACAUCCCUUUCUUCUCCAUUAAUGUUUGGUAGUUUGUAAGUUGUUGUGUUUACACAUGCAGCUAUCAUGAAAUGCAUGUUAUUCUCAAACUAAUAUGCAAUCAUUCAUUAGGAUUUGGAGGAAGGAUGUGUUUUUUUGCAUGCAGACACCUGGUGGCAGCACUAGAUACGUUUUGAAUUCAGCCUUUUUAUAUCAGCAUCUGUAAUUAUGAACAGCUCAAGUUUAGCCAAGAAUAACCAAAGAGGAAAAAAAAUCCAUGUUUUGUAUUAUAUGAAUCAUUGCAUGUUUAUUGAAUGUUUGAUUUUAUAUACUGUUUUAUAAACUAUAGUAAUAUGCAUAAUCUCUAUUUUUAACAUCUUCUGAAUAUUUAUGAAAUUACUGCACAUCUCCUUAUGCUAAUGUUGCAAGUGCUUAUCCAUUUCACAUCUGCUGAUCUGAAUGGAAAUCUGUCGUCCUAUCUAAUCCUUCCGCCACAUCCACAUACUAUGUCUGUUCCUGUUCCCACUAUCUGUCUAUAUUUUAUUUCUCCGUUAUGCAUUAGUCCGUCUCUCCUGUCAUGCUCCCUUCAGGCUGCACUCUUCUACUAUUCCAACAGUUAUACCUACAUGGUCUCUUUUUCUCCCUUAAACCACACAAAUGCACAUACUAACACACACGCACAUCAUCUCAUUCAGCAGAUAUAUACCGAGGCCCAGAGGGUUGGUACAAGGGACAACACCAAAGCCAGUCGCCUCCUGCCCUUCCCCCUGCUACUCACCCUUCCAAACACAAAAUCCGCCUAGGGGUAAGUGUAGGGCAGACACGGUUUCAACAGAGCAAGCAAUGCCAGAGCAACAGAGAAGCGCAGGAAAUGUGUGUAGAGGGAAGGAUAGGCACUAAUAGCGAACAUCAUAGAGAGAGAAAGUGUGCCAUGGUCCUCAGGGAGCUCCUUUACAGUUCUGUCCAAUCACAGACAUCAUUUUCUUCCUGUAUUAUCCUUUUAUGAGUGACGGGGAUUUUAAAAUACUCUAUUAUGAAAGAAACCAUUUCUCUCACUGCCAAGGACACUGACACUAGUCUCUAUAAAUACCCGUUUUUAAACACUGAGUCACCGUAUAGACUCGAAACGCUAGGCACAAACACCUCCUAGCAAUUACCCAGUAGGCAGAUGCUGAGGUCUGUCACUCUUACUGCUAACAAGGUGCAUGACUCUCUUGAUGCUGCUGGAGUAAGUUGUUGUAUAAUACACAGUUUUCUCUCUCACACUGAUGUAUUUCCUGUUGAAUAAAGAGGUUUGCCUG